UAGUUUACAGUCGUUGGUCGUUCGUUGAAGUUGCAAGUUUUGCACGUCGCGCGCGCGUAACACAAAAUAAUUUCGUGACGUCUCUUGUCAUUUUGAAAACGUAUUCGCUAAAGUUAUUUGCAGUGUGAGUGCUUUGAGUGUUGAGUGCGAGUGCGAGUGCAAGUGCGAGUAUUCAUUCAACAAGGAAAUUGCCCAGCGAAAUUAUCGUACGCUCUACGAAUUCGAACAAAUAACCACCGAAUAACCAUCUACUCUCGACCAAUUAUUAAAUAAAAAAGCAAAAAAAGAAAGAAAAUUGUUUAUAACCAAGUGUUGGAAAAAUAAAAGUGUGAAGACGAAACAGAGGUGAAAAAUGAAUUUUUUUGUUAUUGGAUUUCUGAUCAUGCAGGCGGCAAGAUUGGCUUGCGGGACUUGCGUUUUUAUGUCCGAUUACGGUUUCACACUCGAUUGUAACUUCAAAAAGUCUGGACUGUUUCGUGUACGAAAUUUGGGUGGCGUAAAGGCACAUUUCGGUUUAGGUCUCAGCCUGGGCGAUGAGCUGGGCUUUAAGGAGUCGCUGGGCAACCAGGAGAGCGAUCGUCGUCGCGCCAUUAGCUAUAGAAAUGGACCAGCACCCGCUGAGCUCGUUGGCGUGCUGCCCUCGUCAAAGCAACAGCAGGAGGUGCAACCUGCUCAGCAGACGCUUUCAGAUAAACGCAUUUCAUCACGCUCCACGGGUCCAGUGCCAUACAAUCUACAGCUGCUGCAACAGGGUCAGGCCACGAUCAAGAAGCAAGCUCAAGCUCAGGCACAAGCUCUGGCGCAAGCGCAGCUCAUGACCGAGGCGCGUCCACUGCCAUUGGGCGUGCCCGCCUUUAGGCCCAUACCAAAGAAGCCCGUGAUCAACGAGCCGUUGCCGUCGUCGCUCAACGCACAGCGACGCAUUGCCACCGUGGACACAACGCAGCCGCGGGUUAGCAUCAACAACAGACUGGUCGACAGCAAUGAUCAACCGCACUCAAAUCGCACAUUCCAUGCGGAUAAUCCUGUGGUCUCUCAACCUGUGGCUGUGCCCGCUUUCCAGGCGAUGCCGCAGUCCAUUUCACGCAUUGCCAACGUGGGCAAGGUAGAAGUGACGCAACCAGAGCAACGCACAGUAUCCAAGCAUCCCAAUUAUCUGCAGUUUGAGGAGCCCAAAUUUGACCUUAAGGAUGUGACCGUUGAAGAACUUGCGGCGGCAGCGAAUGUCACCGUGGAGACGAUCAAACAUGCGAUCUAUGUGCGAGAGCAGCAGCUGAAGGCGGAGCAUCGUGCCAUGCUGGCAUCCAAGUUGCGUGAGGAAUUCAUGCGCACUUCCACAGUGAAGACAACGACCACAACGACGACGACGACAACAACGCCCAAGCCACGCCUAGCAGAGCACAAAGUUUCCAAGGUGAUGAAUGCACCCAAGGAAUAUUAUCCCGUGGGCUAUGAGAAAAACUUUGAUGACAACUUCAAGUCGAAGGUGGAUUUGCCGCCAACGAGCUUCUCCUGCGCCAAGCAAAAGCAUUUUCCGGGUCUCUACGCCGACACGGAUUUGGGCUGCAUGGUAUUCCAUGUGUGUGCUUUAACUGACGAUGGCAUGGUCCGAAAAUCUUUCCUCUGCCCGGAGAAUACGCUCUUCGAUCAGACCAUACUCAAGUGCAAUUGGUGGUUCUAUGUGGACUGCAGCUCGAGCACCAGCGUCUAUGACUCCAACAUACCCAUCUCGAAAAGUUAUCAGCUGAUGAAGAGUCUCACUUACUUCUCGAAGUACAAUCAGAAAAAGGAUCAAGAUGGCGAUAAGGAUGAGAAUGCUGUCGAUAUCGACACGCUGCGUGAAUCCAUGGAAGGCGUCUCUCGGCGCUUGGAACAGGCGAAGAAUGCUCAGAGCGAUGAGGAGGAGGCAUCAAGUGCAGUGAAGGCUGAUCAUGAGCAUGUGGUGCCCGAGGGGGGAGAGAGUCAGCAGCAGUUGUCCAACUAGUUUAAAAGCGAAUCGAAUUGCUAUCUGAGAUCUAGAUGUAAGUUAAGUUCAUGAUCGAGCGUCUCUGGUCGAUUUGCCGUACAUAGUCAAUGCCUUGCGAAAGCCAAACGGUUGUCUGUAGUCUCUGGCCAAUCACAAUUACUAUCAAUCAAAUCAAAUGAAAUCAAAUUAAAUCAAUUCAAUCUAUCUAUGAAACAAUCAUAUCCUAUGGCAGCGCCUAUGCCAGGUCCUAGCUGUAGUCUCGAUAUAUCGAAAUACUUAGCUUUAACUUGUAAGUGGAUCAGUUCUAGUUUAUCGAACGCAAUUCUACGACUAAGUGUGCGAAUUGUGUGCAACUUGUGCGGUUAGUUGUUAGUUCUUACUUUUAUUUAUUUAUUGUAUUUUUCGACUAAAUAAAACACGUUAAAUC
Messenger RNA from Drosophila nasuta, 2393 nucleotides. RefSeq names its product mind the gap (gene mtg). The record is from RefSeq and is a predicted model, not a curated record. Gene Ontology annotation, molecular function: chitin binding. Bases 353 to 1984 code for a protein of 543 amino acids. Gene Ontology annotation, cellular component: extracellular region. Lineage: Eukaryota; Metazoa; Arthropoda; Insecta; Diptera; Drosophilidae. The transcript has 8 exons.